AUGGAUAUAUCUGAUGUCAUCACUGAUGUUGUUCCCCUCUCGAUUGUUCUUGUCCAUGCAACUCCCAUGAGAAAGGCCAUAACUUCAUCUUCAAUAAAAGGAAAACCUACUAAAGUAAGUACCUCUUCCACUCCCUCCAUAACUGCUAGAAAUAUGAAUGAUCCUGAACCCCCAAUUGUUGUGAAGAAACCCAUGUCCAUGACUAGUCUGUAUCUCGACCCCAUAAACAUUGGACCUAAUGUUGAUGUGUCUGAAGAUUGUCCCGCUGUGAUAAAUGUUAUGGAAAAUGUUGAAGCUUCUGGAACCAACAGUAAACCUAGAUCUGUUACUACCUUGAGUAAAUCUAGCGUGAUCAUUGCUGACAGAGACGAUGUUGAUAAGAAUAUUCGUGUGUUGAUCUCUCAAGUAUUGGGGAUUGACCCCAAGUUAAAUGUCAUGUCGGAUGUCAAGACAUCCUUGGCUCAAUCGGAUUUUAAUACUGAGAACCCCAUAGAUAAUCCUGAUAUGCAUGCACCUACUCUGUCUCCUGAGAAAUCUCAAGACAAAGAAAGGUCUGAAGAUAUAACUAAUGAGCUGGGUAACAAAGAUAAAAACAUUGUUGAUCAAUCCACUAACAUUGUUAAUAUUGAGGGACUGGACUCUGAUGAUAUUCCUAUUGGGCAAAGACUAGCUCUUGGCAUUGCUAAAAGAUUGAGGAAUAGAAAAGGCCAAGUUGUUGGAUCCUCUAGAACUCCCUCCAAAUCCGUCAGAAACAAAGCUAGUGUUGGUCCCACUAAAAGAUGGAGCAAGGUGGUGACUCCUGUAUCUAAGAAGAAGUCCCUGAAAAAGAAAGAAGUUCCCUCUAAUACUAGGGAAUCUGAUUAUGAUGUCGAACACAAUAUUCAGGAUAUCAUCUUUACUUCUAGAAAGCAAGCCUAUGGGAAGAAGAUACCAGCCAAUAUUCUUGAAGUUCCACUUGACAACAUUUAUUUUCACUCUGUUGAAAAUGUUGAAAAAUGGAAAUAUGUUUAUCAAAGAAGGUUAGCACUGGAAAGGGAAUUGGGGAAGGAUGUUUUUUAG
This is a messenger RNA of Lathyrus oleraceus (garden pea), 1059 nucleotides long. RefSeq lists its product as uncharacterized. Bases 1 to 1059 code for a protein of 352 amino acids. The transcript has a single exon. The record is from RefSeq and is a predicted model, not a curated record. Lineage: Eukaryota; Viridiplantae; Streptophyta; Magnoliopsida; Fabales; Fabaceae.